AUGUCCAGCAAGCGGCUCCCGCUGGCCAACAACUCGAAUGCCGUCAACUCUCCUUUCCGAACCAUCCAUCCCGUCUCUGGCAAGCGCUCAAGAGCCCAAGACCCGCGUGAUGCGAGCCAACCUCCUCUCAAGAAACAAGUUCUUGACCACGACCACGAUGAGAACCACCAACCACGUUCUUUGAUCCGUCAGUCACUGGCACAGCAAGAGAAGGACGCACAACUGUUCUUGAGAAAGCCUGGCAAUGCUCCACCCACUGCCUUUGAAAGGAAAUUGGCUGCUGCAAGAAAGCCUCCGUCUGCACAAAAGCCACAGAGAACAGCCGACAGUCUCGAGAGCAUUCGCCAAUGGCAACGGCACUACAGAAAAGCUUUUCCUCAGUUCGUUUUCUACUUUGAGAGUGUACCCGAUGACGUGCGGACAAAGGUUUCAAGGCAGAUUCAAUAUCUUGGCGCCAAAGAGGAGAAGUUCUUCUCGCGUUCCGUCACCCAUGUGGUCACGACCCGCCCAAUCCCUCCGGAACUUGCCUCGACAAGUUUUGAUGAUGGUCAUGCCUCCAAAAGCAAUACCCACCAUGCCUCUCUCAAGACCAUCGACCCUUCUCUUCUUGACCGUCCUCAAGACUCGACCCUGACUGGUGCUCAGAAGAAGACUGCUGAUCUUCUCGAAGCUAGUCUGCAAGGCCGUAAUCAUAUUUCUAACAUCCAGACUCUCCAGACUGUCGAGCCACGCAAGCUCGGUGUCCAAAGUAACGAUGUCUUAUCCAAGGCUAGAGAGCUUGGCAUCAAAAUUUGGGCUUUGGAAAAGCUACAGCGUAUGAUGACAACCAUGUUCGAUACUGACACUGGUGAGCAACCUGAUCAACAAAGGAACAUUGCCUCAACCUUGCGCAGAGGAGAGAAGGCAGACUUGCAAACCCUGCUGCGUAACGAGAAAGUCAUUGGUCCAGCCGACCGUGACCUUGCCGUCGCCGCUCAGGAUUCUGUCCAAUUCAGAGGAUACUAUAUCUACGUACACGACAUGGACGAAAGAACCCGCCCGGUCAUGGUCCGUGAUUAUCCUAAAGUCACCCAUAAGGAGGAGGGCAAGUGGCCACAAUUCCGCCUGACCCCUAUAGGAAGAUGUCCAUUUGUCGAAGACCCUUCGCACACCAGGAAGCUGCGCAUGGCAGAGGAACUGAAGGCCGCUGAGGCAGAGAAGGAACGCAAACUGGCCGCCGGUGUUCCUGUCACGCGCAGUCGGGCUGCUGCAGGUACUGGAAAUUCUCAAUCCACCACAUCACAACCCAAGGAACAAGUGGAGCCCAAGGACAAGGCCGAAGCUGUCGAUGAUCACGUCAAGCCUCUGGACCCUCCCAAGGGUAUUCCUAGCAAGAGACAGGCCUCGAUGGAUACUGGUAGCAUGCCUGCACUCUUCGGUAGCACCCAAGCCAACAUGAGAGGCGCACCGCGUUUCAUCGGAGGAGAGCCUGUCGCAUCUGGAGUCCAGCCCUCGAACAUCACUUCCGCCAUCCGCUCGCAGAUUGUCUCAUCGACCAUUUCCUCAACAGCACCUGGAACUCGUAAUGUUGGCGCAAGCAAAGAGAUUACUGCUCUUAAGCGCCGAGCAUUGGAGAGAGGGGCCAGCGCAAACUCUAACGAGCCCCUGCAGUCGUCGUACCUUACCGAUAUGCGCGCAGCAAUCAAUGGAGACCGUCAGCAAGCACCGAGAGCGGCCAAGCGCAAGGCACAAGAGACGUUGGGACACAUCCGUGAAGAAGGCGAAGAAGAGACAACCAAGUCUCGUCGUGCCCAACAGGUGCGCAAGAAGGUGAUCGUAGAGCGUGAGAUGAAGGCAGGAUAUUGUGAGAACUGCAGAGACAAGUUCGACGACUUUGAUGCUCAUUGUCAGUCCCGCAAGCACCGCAAGUUCGCCAUGGACAAGGGGAACUGGUCGCAGUUGGAUGAUUUGCUGAGUCAACUGGAACGUCCUCUGAAGUAG
Molecule: messenger RNA, 1980 nt
Organism: Aureobasidium melanogenum CBS 110374
Lineage: Eukaryota; Fungi; Ascomycota; Dothideomycetes; Dothideales; Saccotheciaceae
Exons: 3
Coding region: 1-1980 (659 amino acids)
Biological process (GO): regulation of cell cycle phase transition; positive regulation of nuclear cell cycle DNA replication
Cellular component (GO): nucleus; Dbf4-dependent protein kinase complex
Molecular function (GO): protein serine/threonine kinase activator activity; nucleic acid binding; zinc ion binding
Source: RefSeq, a predicted model, not a curated record